This is a messenger RNA of Salvia hispanica, 2441 nucleotides long. RefSeq names its product plant U-box 14 (gene PUB14). NCBI's taxonomy places the organism in Eukaryota, Viridiplantae, Streptophyta, Magnoliopsida, Lamiales, Lamiaceae. Gene Ontology annotation, molecular function: protein binding; ubiquitin-protein transferase activity. Gene Ontology annotation, biological process: protein ubiquitination; cell surface receptor signaling pathway. The record is from RefSeq and is a predicted model, not a curated record.
UUUAGAAUCACCAAAUCAUUACAGAUUCUUCUCUCUCUCUCUUUCUAAAAAGUGGACUUCUUCCAAACAUUUCAUAGAUAAAACCUUCCAUUGUCAGAUCCAUGCCUCGCAUUAUUCAAUUCCCUUCCUUUCCCUUAAAAACCCUCUAAUUCGGCCAUUUUCAGCUCAAGGAAUUUUGUGGAUAGUGUUUGAUCAUUCAAUUUUGCAAUCACACUGUCUGAUUUCCCUCUUUUUUGGUGGAUUUGUUAAACCUCUGGUGGAAUUUGAGUCCGAUUUGGGGAUUAUAGUUUUUGGUCGGUGAUGGCGGAAAAUCCGGAGCUGGAGGGGUUGGUGAGUCAACUCAGUGAGGCGGCGACGGCUAUCUGCGCGCUGCCGGAGUGCAGAACGGUUGCGAAGAGGAUGUACGGAAAUCUGGUGAGGAGGGUGAAGCUCUUGAGCCCUCUGUUCGAGGAGCUGCAGGAUGGUGGGGGCGGGAUUGAGCUCGGAAACGACGUCGUCAAGGGGCUUGACUCGCUCAGGAUCGCUAUUGACUCGGCUUUUGAGCUGCUCAAAUCGGUCCAUGAGGGUAGCAAGAUUUUUCAGGCUCUGCAGAUUGACAAACUUGCUGGAAAGUUUGAAGACGUCACCAUACAGAUCGAAGCAGCAUUGAGUCAGGUUCCCUAUAACGAGCUUGAUAUACCUGAGGAGGUUCGAGAACAGAUCGAACUCCUACAUGCGCAAUUCAAACGAGCAAUAGGUCGGCUGGAUUCACCUGAUCUGCAAUUGGUGAAGGACUUGGCUGCAGCGCAAAUGGAUGACGACCCUGAUCCCGCAGUUUUCAAAAGACUUUCAGAAAAGCUGCAUUUGAGGACUACAGCUGAUCUAAAGCGGGAGUUGCUUGCCAUCCACGAGAUGGUCAUCUCGUGUGGUGGGGUUCCGGAAGGAGUUUCGGAGGAGUAUAUUGAAACUAUGUCAUUCCUUCUUAAGAAGAUAAAGGAGUGCGUGUCAGCGGAUAAUCCGGAUGUUGAUGCUACUGAUAUUGACAAGAGUUCGAUGAAGCACAGAUCUCCGAUCAUCCCGGAUGACUUCCGUUGUCCAAUAUCAUUAGAGUUGAUGCAAGAUCCCGUAAUUGUUUCCACGGGGCAGACCUACGAACGAUUGUGCAUUCAGAAAUGGCUCGAUGCAGGGCACAAGACGUGCCCUAAGACUCAGCAGACGCUAGUGCACACGGCGUUAACUCCCAACUACGUGCUGAAAAGUCUUAUUGCUCUGUGGUGUGAGAGUAACGGCGUGGAGCUGCCGAAGAAGCAGGGGAACUGUCGGAACAGACGACCGGGAGCUAGUGGUUCCGACUGUGAUCGUGCUGCUAUCAACGCGUUGCUGCAAAAACUAGCAAACGGCAACACUGAUCAACAAAGGGCAGCUUCCGGCGAGCUUCGUUUGCUAGCUAAGAGAAAUGCUGAUAACCGGGUAUGCAUUGCUGAAGCCGGUGCCAUUCCUCUAUUAGUCGAGCUGUUGUCCUCCUCCGACUUGAGGACUCAAGAGCACGCCGUCACAGCGCUUCUCAAUCUCUCCAUAAAUGAGGCGAACAAGGGCACCAUCGUAAAUGCAGGCGCCAUACCCGACAUUGUAGACGUGCUGAAGAAUGGAAGCACGGAGGCUAGGGAAAAUGCAGCCGCGACCCUUUUCAGCCUCUCGGUCGUGGACGAGAACAAAGUCGCUAUAGGCGCCGCCGGGGCCAUCCCCCCACUGAUCGAGCUGCUCUGCAACGGAUCGCCUCGAGGGAAGAAAGACGCGGCCACGGCCAUAUUCAACCUCUCGAUCUACCAAGGGAACAAGGUGAGAGCAGUGAGAGCCGGAAUCGUACCGCCGCUCGUGGCGCUGCUCAAGGACCCCGGGGGCGGGAUGGUGGACGAAGCGCUCGCAAUCCUAGCAAUCCUCGCGAGCCAUCAAGAAGGGAAAGCCGCCGUCGGGCUGGCCGACCCCGUCUCGGUGCUGGUCGAGUUGAUCCGAACGGGGUCGCCACGCAACCGGGAGAACGCGGCCGCGAUACUGUGGUCACUGUGCACGGGUAAUGGGGACUAUCUGAGAAUCGCGAGGGAGCUCGGGGCGGAGGAGGCGCUCAAGGAGCUGUCGGAGAAUGGCACCGAUCGGGCGAAACGGAAGGCCGGGAGCGUUCUGGAGCUGCUGCUGCGAGUUGAUGACGAGGUUGUUGGUUCGUGACAGCCCAAUUGUUGAGGUUUGUGAAGAUUCAUCAUUCAUAUUGGCUUGAUUUUGUGAGUUAAAAGAGCGUUUGCUAAUGUCAUUUUUACACCAAGGGAAAGUGUAUUAUUUCAAUAGUUAGGUAGUUUGUAUAAAGCGGUAGAUAAAUAUAAACCUCUCUCAAUAUUCAUAUUGUUGUAUCGUGUGUGAAGAUGGCUGUAAAAUGAGACGAUGAAGCGUAUCUUACUGUUUUUAUUCCA